Molecule: messenger RNA, 1008 nt
Organism: Lodderomyces theae
Lineage: Eukaryota; Fungi; Ascomycota; Pichiomycetes; Serinales; Debaryomycetaceae
Exons: 1
Coding region: 1-1008 (335 amino acids)
Molecular function (GO): dioxygenase activity
Source: RefSeq, a predicted model, not a curated record
AUGACAAGCGACAAUAAUCCUUUGACCACAGUUGACAUAUCCUACUUAGACGACCCCAAAAUCGCCAAGGAGCUACUAGACGCAUUGGUAUCGCAAGGAUUUGUAUUCAUCGAUGGUCAUAAUUUCCAGGCUAGUGAAGUUGACAAGAUUUUUGACAUAUCCAAGCAAUUUUUCAAGUUGCCGUUAGAUUACAAGAGGAAAUUCCCCUUUGAUAGUUCAAAUAGUGGGUAUAUCGAAUUCAAUCGGGAAAACCUUGAUCCCAAUGCCAAAAAGGAUUUCAAAGAGGGGUUGAACUUUAGUGGUAUAGAUUUCACAACUGGUGGGCCAUCAGGUGCAAUCCCAGACUGGUUUGUUGAAGAACAGGAAAGAUACACAUUUGUCAAGGAUAUGACUUUGAAGUUGAAUAAAUUGGCCCUCGAUUUGCUCUUGCUUUUAGCUAAAGGCCUUGAAAUUGAAGGUAAUGACAAAGAAGGAGGAGUUCCAGGUGCUGAAUGGUUUACUUCGAGAUACAAGCCCACUUCCAAGUCCGGUUCAACUUUGCGGUUUUUGCACUACCCUGCUCAAACCACAAACAACAAUGGCGAUGGUGAGGUGCGUGCUGGUGCCCAUACCGAUUACGGCUCAAUGACUCUUUUGUUUCAAAAGAAGAACCAGGAAGGGUUGGAGAUUUAUAGUCCUGUGAGUAGGAAAUGGGAAAAGGUGCCGUUUGUCGAUAGUACCAAGCCAGGUAUGGCUCCGCCAAUAAUUGUCAAUAUUGGAGACUUGUUGAGCUAUUGGACUGCUGGGUUGUUGAAGAGUACCAUUCACAGAGUCAAGUUUAGUAAUUUGCAAACGGAAGAUCGAUAUUCGGUAGUGUUCUUUAGUCAUCCAAGUGACGAAACGUUGUUGGAACCAGUGCCUAGUAAAUUACUAAGAGAUCGCACUGGUAGAGGUGUUGCAAAGGACACCGAGUAUAUCACAGCUUUGCAGCAUUUGGAAAAGAAGUUGGCAAACACUUACGGGUACUGA